Eruca vesicaria subsp. sativa (arugula) is the source of this 870-nucleotide messenger RNA. The record is from the annotation of a GenBank genome assembly. NCBI's taxonomy places the organism in Eukaryota, Viridiplantae, Streptophyta, Magnoliopsida, Brassicales, Brassicaceae.
AUGAAAACACUGUUUACAAACUUGGCAUUCAACAACAUCAUCAGAAUUGUAGCUGGAAAGCGAUACUACGGUGAUGAUGCAGAGGACGAAGAGGAGGCCAAGGUGGCGAGGCACUUAGUGUCUGAGGCUAUGGCCGGCGACAGUGGACGAAAUCCAGCUGACUAUCUUUCGUUCUUGCGUUGGUUCACAGAUAGUGAAUCACGGAUCAAAGACGUAGCUCAUCGUUUCGACGCAUUCUUACAAAAACUAGUCGAUGAGAAACGUGCGGAGAAAGAAAAAAUAGCUAUAACGUUAGAAUGGGCAUUGUCUAAUUUGUUGAACCAUCAAGAGAUACUAAAGAAAGCAAGAACUGAAAUUGAUGAAAAGAUCGGUUUGGACCGGUUAGUGGAUGAACCGGAUAUUAUGAAUCUUCCUUAUCUUCAAAACAUAAUAUUAGAAACACUCCGUUUGUAUCCUGCUGCUCCAUUACUACUCCCUCACAUGUCAUCUGAAGAUUGCCAGGUGGGAGGUUACGACAUGCCACGAGGCACAAUGUUAUUGAUGAAUGUGUGGGCCAUUCACAGAGACCCGGAGGUAUGGGAAGAGUCAGAACGGUUCAAGCCGGAGAGGUUUGAUAAAGAAGGGGAAGCUCAAAAAGUUAUGCCGUUUGGGCUUGGAAGACGGUCUUGUCCUGGAGCUGGGCUUGCUCAUCGGUUAAUGGGCUUGACUCUUGCGUCGUUGUUGCAAUGUUUCGAGUGGGAGAGAGUUGGUGUCGAACUAAUUGAUAUGAGGGAAGGAAAAGGUGUCACGAUGCCCAAAAAGGAGCCAUUGCGAGCAAUGUGCAGAUCACGUGUUCUUGCCGGUAACAUGAGAAAGACUUUCUUUGAGUAA